Messenger RNA from Solanum stenotomum, 321 nucleotides. RefSeq lists its product as uncharacterized. The transcript has 2 exons. Lineage: Eukaryota; Viridiplantae; Streptophyta; Magnoliopsida; Solanales; Solanaceae. The record is from RefSeq and is a predicted model, not a curated record. The coding region runs from base 1 to 321 and encodes 106 amino acids.
AUGGGUGAUGAACGAGUUGAUGAGUUGCAUAGUGAUGAACCUUUGGAGCAUGAAUUAACAGACAAUGAUGAAAUGCAUGAGGAUGACGAUGAUGAUGUGGAUAGUGCACCUAGUGCACCCGUUGAAGAUCAAAGUGUUAAUCAUCAUUUUACAUUGAUUCCAUACUUAGAUCACACUGAAGAAAGUGUAGAAGAUUUUAUCUAUACAAGAGAUGAUGGUUCUAUCCGAACGACACUUUGGAAUCCAAACAAUCCUAAAUAUAUCCAGUCAGGUAUGCUAUUUAUGAAUAAGAAGCAAAUGAAAUUUGUCGUAAGAGCAUAG